Rhineura floridana is the source of this 4605-nucleotide messenger RNA. RefSeq names its product zinc finger HIT-type containing 2 (gene ZNHIT2). Lineage: Eukaryota; Metazoa; Chordata; Lepidosauria; Squamata; Rhineuridae. The record is from RefSeq and is a predicted model, not a curated record. The coding region runs from base 89 to 1282 and encodes 397 amino acids. The transcript has a single exon.
GCUAAGAGCGCUUCCGGAGACAGAAUCGUCCGAGUGGCGGCGGAGGUUCCCGAAGGCGCUCGGAGUCCCUCGGCGGCCUGCACGCAGCAUGGAGUCCGCGUGUUCGAGCCGCUCUUCGGGCGACAUUCGCUGCGGGCCGUGCUUGGCCGAGCGAGCGCCUUACACCUGCCCGCGGUGCCACCUCCGCUUCUGCUCCGUGCCUUGCUACCGAGCUCACGGCGCCUGCGCCCGGGAUUUCCAGAGCCGCGAGCUGCAGCUCCGCCUGCGGGGCCAGCGGGGGGACGAGGCUUCCCGACGCCGCCUGAAAGAGGCCCUCCUCCGGCUGCAGGAGCUACGCGAGCCCAAGGAUGCGGGCCUCCCGCUUGGCCUCGGCCCGUGCGAAGCGAAGGACCAAGCGGGGCUCUGGGGGCGGCUGAGCCCCGGGCAGAGGAAACACUUCCAGCGGCUGCUAAGCACCGGGGAGAUCGCGGCCUUCCUGCCCCGCUGGGAGCCCUGGUGGGAGGCGGCGGCGGGGGGUGGCCGAGGCGGCGGGGCUGCACUGGUGCAGGAGCUGCCGCCUUCGCCGCCCGCGGAGCACAAGCCCUGCCAGGGCGCCCCGGCCUCCCGGCCGCCCGGGGCAGUGCCAGCCGUACCCGCCUCCAUCCCGCCGCUGUCCGCCCUGCGGCGCUCGCCGCCCUCGCCGCUGCUGCGCUUCCAGCUGCCCAACGUGCUCUUCGGCUACGUCUACGCCCUGGCGCUCUACCACGGGCAGGCCGGCGGCGAGGAGGAGGAGGCGGGCGAGCUCCUGCGCGACUUCUGCGGGACGGUGCUGGACGUGUCGGCGGCGCUGGGGGCCCGGCGGGUCUUCCGCUCGGCGGGUGAGGCCCUGCAGGGCGCCCUCCAGGCGCUGGAGGGCGGGCGGUACCCGGAGUGCCAGCUGGGCAACGCCGCGGUGAUGGCCGCCGUGGCCCGGAUCCUGCUCGGGGAAGGCCCGGCGAAGCCGAAGCGGUACAGCCUGGCCGCGCUGGCCCACCUCGCCCGGCUGCUGGACGAAGGGAAGCGGCGGGCCCCGGCCGAGGAGCGGCCCGCGCUGGCCCGGGCCCAGAAGAAGUGCCGCUUCCUGCUCUCUUGGGCGAACGAGAACGAGCCGGAGCUGGCGCCGCUGGCCCUGGAGGUGCGGCGGGAGUGGCAGGCCCACCGGGGGGCGGCCGCCGAGGUGGGGGCCCUCGCUCGGGAGCUGGAGCGGAGCUGGGGGGCGAAAGUGCCCCCUCCCCAGAAGCCCCUGAUCGAAGAGCUGGACUGAGCGGCGGGAGCUCCACCGCGAGAAGGGCUGCUUUGCCCUCUUGCUUCGACAGAGACCCAGAAAGGGAGCUCCAGUUGGGGUUGUAAGAGACACUGAGGGGGCGCUUUGUAAUAAAAAGUGAACUUCCUUGGAUUUGUUCCAGCCUCUCUUUUAAGCCUCUCCACACCACCAGCCGAGGUAUGUUUAGUUGGGGUAGGGAGCACUGAUACCCGGGGAACUGGGCUUAAUUGAACCGCCCUAAUUGCAAAGAGUCAUACAAAGGGUGAUGAGCAGAAGAGCGCGCCGGGAUUCUGGAGGCAGCACCUCUGGAUCUUGCAGACUGUGGCUUCCAUCAGCUCCUGCAGUGCUGGCCAGCAACCAAAGAUAAGGAAACUUACUGGGCCUUGAAGUCCCAACACCAUCUGAAGGACUUCAAGCAGGCAGAGCAGUGAACAGUUGUUGCUUUUUCUUUUUUCUAGAAAGUGCAGCUCCCUGCCCCAAGGAACUUACAAUCUAAAGUUUGACAUUGAAAGAAUGAAGAACUGUCCUGCUGUAGCAGUCCUGUUUCUCACAGCAGCCAGCUGAAUGGGGGGAAGAACUGGAGGAGCGAAGGUGGUCCACAGGCAGGCAAACAGACAUGGAAUGAAACAGUGCCUUAAAGAGUCUGAUUUUCUAGAUUAAAUAGUCUGAAAUGAGCAGAGUGAACAAGUCUAAUGGCACCCUAGCAACUAAGGCUGCAGUCCUUAGGGUUUAAGUGAGAAGGUUGUAGUGCAGCAAUUGCAAAUAUUGGCCCAGUGGAUUCAGGGUGUGGUCAACACAUUGUUUGUUGCUGGAUAGAGUGGUUCCCACUACCCUGAAAGAGGCGGUGAUCCAACCACUCCUGAAAAAGCCCACCCUGGUCCCAUUGGUCUGGGACAAUUACCAACCAGUUGCAAAUACCCCCUUCCUAGGUUGUGGCGCAGCAAUUGCAAAUACUCUUGGAUGAAACAGAUUAUCUUGACCCAUCCCAGUCUGGGUUCAGGCCUGGUUAUGGGACUGAAUCGGCCUUGGUUGCCCUGAUGGAUGACCUUUGUCAGGAGAAGGCCAGGGGGAGUGCGACCCUGUUAUUCUUACUUGAUCUCUCAGUGGCUUUUGAUACCAUUGACCAUGGUAUCCUUCUGGGCCGACUUGGUGAGAUGGGUAUCAGAGGCACUGUUUUACAGUGGUUCCAAUACUAUCUCCAGGGUUGUUUUCAGGGAAUAGCAUUGAGUGAUUAUCUUUCGGCCCCCUGGCAGUUGUACUGUGGGGUGCUGUAGGGUACCAUGUUGUCCCCCAUGCUGUUUACCAUCUAUAUGAAGCCGUUGGGAGCAGUCAUCAGAUUUGGGUGAGGUGUCAGCAGUAUGCUGAUGAUACCCAGCUCUAUCUCUCCAUAACAUCUGAAUUGAUAGAGGCCUUGCAAGCCCUGGACCACUGCCUGGACUCAGUGGUGGGCUGGAUGAGGGUCAGUAAACUGAGUCUGAAUCCUAGCACAACAGAGGCGCUGUGGGUUGGUGGUUCCUGAGUCUGGAUAAUUGCCCAAUUGCCUGCUUUGGAUGGUGUCCUACUCCCUCUGGAAGAGCAGGUCCUUAGUCUAGGGGUGCUACUGGAUCCAUCCUUGUCGCUAGAGGCGCAGGUGACACCGUGCCUAAGAGUGCCUUUUUUCAGCUUCGGCUGGUAAGAGAGCUACUUCCCUCUCUGGACUGGAAUAGCUGGACCACUGUUGUUCAUUUGCUGAUAAGCUCCAGGCUGGAUUACUGUAAUUGCUGCUCCAUGUAUGGGGCUGCUCUUGAGGGUGGUCCAGAAGCUGAAGCUGGUGCAAAAUGUGGUGGUUCAACUGGUCACUGGGGUAGGAUAUUGCCAGCAUGUUGCCUCGCUAUUGAAAUAAUUGCACUGGCUGCCACUUAGCCACUAUGCUAAUUUCAAGUUGCUGUUGUUGGUGCAUAAAGGCCUAUAGAGCUUGGGACCAGGAGACCUGAUAAACCAUCUCACUCCUUAUAUGCCCAGCCAAUCACUGCCCUCUGCAGGUGAGGGGUCUCCUUCAGAUCCAUGUUAUCAGGACGUCCAUUUGGCACUACACAGGGAGUGGACCUUUAAGUCUUGUGGUGCCUACCAUUUGGAUUUCCCUCCCCUUACGUAUUGGGCAAGCACUGUCUAUGGUCUCUUUUUGGUGCCUACUGAUUACCUUCUGCUUCCAGCCAGCCUUUUAGGUAGAGACCUUUAUCCCAAUCUAAAUCUGUAUUGGAAUUGUUUUUAAGUUGUUUUUAUUGUGUUAUUGUUACUUGCCGCCUUGGGUCCUUUGGGAAGAGCAGGAUACAAAUUUAAUUAACAAUAAUCCUAUGCCCACAUAUCUAAGAGUAAGCCCCAUUGAACUCAGUGGAACUUACUUCCACGUGCAUGUCUAUAGGACUGUGCAGUAAACUGAUUAUUUUAAAGCACACAGUAGAAGUAUGAGCAGCCAAGCAUUUAGUGUUUAAUUGUCUAAAAUCAGUAUAUCAACAUGCAGAAAAGCAAGUGAAUAUAUGAUCUGUUGAUUGGAGGGAAAUCAUGAAUCACUGUUACUGAAAUUACAGCCUUUUGGACCUACUUUCUUGUAUUCAACCAUGACAUGGGCAAAGUGUCCUCUUAAUAACUAUCCCCAAAAUACUGCAGAGCAGCUUUGCCAAAAUUACUUUCCAAAUAUAGAAGAGGUUUUAAUAUAUAGUAUUCUUUAUUAAAAUAAGUUACAUUUGCUCAGUCCCUAUCAUCCUUCCAAAAAACUCAGUAACCCCCUAAUUCCCAAUCCAGCCUGGCAAACCCAAUUUAAUCCUCAACCCAUCAGCAGCAAGACAACGUUGGUAUAUUAAGAUUCCUUUCCCUGCACUGUUGAUUCUUUAGCAAAUGGCUGGUGGGGGAGGGGGAGGUUGAGAGUCGGUUGCCCGUUUUUAGCUUUCUAUGCAUGUGUGAGGCUUCAGCUAGAGCUAAAAUAAGAUUUUGCAUAAAUCUGAAAUUCUGCAGAAUUGUAUGCGAAAAUCCCCCCCACAAAAAAUCCCACUAAUUUUUCCUAACUCAAAGAUUCAGAUUAUUCUCAGAAAAUAUACUGGGGUUAUAUUCAAGAACAAAAAUGCAUCAUUUGAGUUUCAAAAGCUGCUUUAUUAAAGCUGAAACUCUGUUGUGUUCACAAAAUCUGUGCUCACUAAAAUCCAUCCCCAGAAUCCAAGUGUAGGUAUUCAAACUCCAGACUGAGUUUUUAUAUGUCGCUUUCUGAAAAUGUCUAGUGACAUACAUAUUUGAAAAGCCAAAUUGGCUAUUUUUCCAUGCCAAAUUAAAUUCAGUUCUGCUUUAUAAUA